Molecule: messenger RNA, 2373 nt
Organism: Plutella xylostella (diamondback moth)
Lineage: Eukaryota; Metazoa; Arthropoda; Insecta; Lepidoptera; Plutellidae
Source: RefSeq, a predicted model, not a curated record
AUGAUCUUUUCUGUGAUCCAAAUAUCUGGCCAAUACAUGCAGAAUUUAGUGAAUGGAUUUGGUUUCCCAGAAACAGAAGCAAGGAAACGACCCCCACUUAAGAAAGUGCAUAUUAAUAGUUGCAAGAUAAUCAAGGUUUUUUAUCAGAAUGUCCGUGGGCUGAGGACUAAGCUGGAUCAUUUUCGGAACAACCUCUCCAUUGCCACGUCGGAGCUGUAUGCGAUCACAGAGAGCGGCUGCAAUGAUUCUAUCUUUGAUGCCGAGAUCGUGCCGCCCGCCCACGACAUAGUGAGGUGCGACCGGAAUGACGGGCGUAAACAGGGCGGCGUGUUGCUAGUAGCUAAACCCACCUAUGAGCUUAGAAAACUUGAACUUAAAAACAUGAUUAUCGAUAAUGAACCAUUUGAGUUAGGCGUCGGUUCGGUGGAGGUGAGUCUGUCGGACGCGCCGCUGGUGCCCGUGGACGGCCACCACCCGCCGCUCGCCGUGUCCGUGCGGCUGCACUCGGCCCGCGCCGCCGCGCCCGCGCCUGCGCCGCCCCCCACUUCCGACUUUAACUCCACCGAUACUCCUUUUUAUCCCAAAUCAUUCUGGAAAUUCGUGAAGGCUAAACGUAAAUCCUCAAAUAAAUUAAAGAUUGAAAAGGACGGGGUGGUUCUGAGUGACAAAGAGUGCGUAAGCGAGUUCGCAAAGUAUUUCCACUCUGUUUACAGUGUCAGUCCCCCGAAGCUCAGUGUGCAGGAGUGCUUGUCGGGUGCGGACGGCGGCGCGGCGGGCGGGGGGGGCAUGGAGAGUGCGGCGCGAGUGCACCUCGAGGCCAAUCUGCGCGAGGCGAGCGUGGAGGCGGCGCUGCGCGCACUGCCACCCAAGACCUCGGUGGGUCCGGACGGCAUCCCGCCAUUCCUAGCGCGAGAUUGUCGCAGUGCCUUAGCAGCCCCUCUCUGUCACAUAUACAACCUUUGCCUAGAAAAAUCUACAUUUCCUGUUAGGUGGAAGAUCACUCGUGUUACACCGGUACCAAAGGGAGGUGGUGGCACGGAUGUUAGCUACUACCGCCCGCUUGCGGUGCUGUCUACCUUUGCGAAGGUUUUUGAGUCGGUGUUGUUCAAAUCCAUAUACUGCGAAAUUCAAUGUCAUGUAUCUGAUGAACAGCACGGAUUCCGUUCGGGUCGUAGCACUGCAUCCAAUCUGUUGAACUUUAUAACUACUAUAACGCCGUGGGUUGAUCAAAGUAUACAAGUAGAUGCAGCCUACUUCGACUUUCGUAAGGCAUUUGACUUAGUGGAUAACGACGUUUUGCUGCGUAAAUUGGCGAAUAUAGGGUGUACGCCCAAAACCCUUGAAUUCUUCGCCAGCUACUUAGGAGACCGGAAACAAUAUGUUCAAUGUGGAAGAAACGUCUCGGAACCCUAUUGUACAUAUUCUGGGGUAAGUCAGGGCAGUAAUUUGGGGCCAUUACAGUUCAUUAUAACAAUCAACGAUCUGCCGAAGGUGGUGAAGUCGUCUGGUUGUUUACUUUUUUCUGAUGACCUGAAACUGUUUGCGCCGGUUACUUGCGACGAGGACCGAAAACGUUUUCAGAUGGAUAUUGAUGGAGUUCUGGAAUGGAGUAAAGUGAAUAAGCUCGAUUUCAAUGUUGCAAAAUGUAAUAUUAUUAGCUUUAGUCGCAGUACCAACCCAGCUCACCAUCGGUAUACUCUGGGAGGCAGUCCUCUGUCGCGAGUAACAUCGGUGCGUGACCUCGGGGUGAAAAUGACGUCUGAUCUUUCCUUCCGCGAACAUGUUGGGGAUAUAUGUAAAAAGGCGUACAAAAUAUUAGGAUUUGCACUGCGAACGGCUAGUGGGUUCAAGAGUUUUGCGGCAAUAAAAACCAUUUUCAACUCGCUGGUGCGCAGUAAAUUGGAGUUCAAUGCUGUAGUCUGGUCACCCUACGAAGCGAAGUAUACACUGAUGCUUGAGAAGAUCCAGAAUAAGUUUCUAAGAUUCUAUUAUAUGAAACUAUAUGGUGUUUAUCCCGGGUAUCCAGCGCUGUACCCAACGCUCUUUGUCCUGGGCAUGGUGGAUUAUAAUAGGUUGGAGGUUAGGCGAGAUCUGACAAUAGUCUCAUACCUUUUCAAGUUGCUGCGAGGUAGGGAGUCAAACUCGGUCAUUUUGCAGCAACUGAACCUAACGGUUCCGAGAGAUUAUUUGAGGCGACGUCUGAACCGAACUUUUGACGUUCCGAAUGGCAGGACGAACCUCCUCCGGCAGGCUCCCCUGACCCGGGCCAUACGGUUGCUCAAUGCCAUAGAUUCUAAUAUCGACAUAUUUUACUGCUCCCUGAGUGAAUUUACCAAGGCGGCUCUUUAUAUUAUUGGUUAUAAGCAUGUUUGA